This is a messenger RNA of Dictyostelium discoideum AX4, 546 nucleotides long. RefSeq lists its product as hypothetical. The record is from RefSeq and is a predicted model, not a curated record. The coding region runs from base 1 to 546 and encodes 181 amino acids. NCBI's taxonomy places the organism in Eukaryota, Evosea, Eumycetozoa, Dictyosteliales, Dictyosteliaceae. The transcript has a single exon. Gene Ontology annotation, biological process: DNA integration. Gene Ontology annotation, molecular function: nucleic acid binding.
AUGAAAUAUAUUAAAGAAUUUGAUUAUGAAUUAAGACAUAUAAGUGGUAAAAAGAAUGAUAUAGCUGAUUUCUUAUCUCGUAAAUAUGAUAAUUUCCAAUGGGAUGAACCGGUUUUAAAUAAAAUUAAGGAAACAAUCGUCUCCGAUAGAGAUCUAAGAUUCCUUUCAGAAAUAUGGGAGAGAUGGGCAAAGACGAUGGAUUCUAAACUCAAGAUGACUGUGGCACACAGAGUACAAGCUGAUGAUCUAACUGAAAGAAUGAAUAGAGAAAUUAUUAGAAUAUUAACUAAAGCCUCAACAGAGUAUGGGGAGAAUUGGUCAGAUAUCAUUCCACUUAUUGAAUUUGCAAUGAACUCAUCAAUGAGCAAGUCUACAAAGAUGUCACCAUUCCAAAUCGUUUAUGGAUUCAAUCCACCAACUCCCGUUAAUCAUUUUAAUUCAUUAACAAAGACUCGUAUACCAAUGAGCAACAUCAAAAAGAUUGUCCGUGAUAAUACUAGAUGCUCAAAUCAAUGCUCAAAAGUACUACAACCGAGGUCAUGGUGA